GUUCGCUAUUUCUGGCCAUUGAAUGCUGAUAGCCGCAGAGAAUUUGAUAAACUAUGGCAAGAAGUUAUUAACCAAUCUGGAGGAAAGCCCACUUACAAUGCCAUCUCUGUGAUGUUUGGAAGGGCUCUGAUGGUGCCUGAAAGCUGCAGUGGAGUGGCGAGAUUCAACUUUGACUAUCUAUGUGGGCGUGCGACUGGUGCAGCAGAUUACAUUGCGAUUGCUAGGAAUUAUCACACCGUUUUCAUUUCCGAUAUUCCUGUCAUGAGCAUGAGGAUUAGAGACAAGGCUAGAAGAUUUAUUACUCUCAUUGAUGAGCUCUAUAACAACCACUGCUGCCUUUUCUGUUUAGCAGAUUCCUCAAUUGAGGAUCUGUUUGUAGGAACUGAUGAGGGAACACUUUUUGAUCUGGAGAGUUUCCAGUUUGAGACAGAGACCGAAAGUGUGAAACUACGGAGAGAUGUUUUAGCUGCAGUUAGUGUUGGCUUGGGACCUACAUCUACAGGAAUUACAUCUUUAAUGUCAGGCCAAGAAGAAAUGUUUGCCUUCCGUAGAGCUGUCUCCAGGCUGAUCGAAAUGCAGAAGCCUCUUUACAUCGAAAGCGCUCGUCUUUUACAUCCUAUGUAUCCGCGGCAUACCCAUCUACAAAGUGAGAAUUUUCUGAAGGCAGGUAUUCAAUUGGGAGACAACUUGUGAAAACAACUGUGCUGC
Phalaenopsis equestris is the source of this 708-nucleotide messenger RNA. RefSeq names its product lactation elevated protein 1-like. The transcript is spliced from 8 exons. Gene Ontology annotation, molecular function: ATP hydrolysis activity; ATP binding. NCBI's taxonomy places the organism in Eukaryota, Viridiplantae, Streptophyta, Magnoliopsida, Asparagales, Orchidaceae. Gene Ontology annotation, cellular component: mitochondrion; cytoplasm. The record is from RefSeq and is a predicted model, not a curated record. The annotation marks the transcript as partial.